This is a messenger RNA of Drosophila gunungcola (fruit fly), 2512 nucleotides long. RefSeq names its product homeotic protein bicoid. Gene Ontology annotation, molecular function: DNA-binding transcription factor activity, RNA polymerase II-specific; RNA polymerase II cis-regulatory region sequence-specific DNA binding. Gene Ontology annotation, cellular component: nucleus. The transcript is spliced from 4 exons. Lineage: Eukaryota; Metazoa; Arthropoda; Insecta; Diptera; Drosophilidae. The record is from RefSeq and is a predicted model, not a curated record. The coding region runs from base 198 to 1706 and encodes 502 amino acids. Gene Ontology annotation, biological process: regulation of transcription by RNA polymerase II.
UUUCAUCUUUUUCUCUUUUCGCUCAUCCCUAAGUAACGGCACUUUACAGAUGCAAAGCAACUCGAUCGCAAAAUCGCAAAAUGUUGGUGAAAUAAGCUCGCGAGCGUCUCGAACGUAACCGGUUACCCGAAACACACUAUAUUUUCCACCUUCUAUUUGCAUUUCGCUAAAAUAACGCGGCGGAGUGUUUGGGGAAAAUGGCGCAACCGCCGACAGAUCAAAACUUUUACCAUCACCCGCUGCCCCACUCGCACACACAUCCGCACGCCCAUCCGCAUCCGCACUCGCACCCACAUCAUCAGCAUCCGCAGCUUCAGUUGCCGCCACAAUUCCGAAAUCCCUUUGAUCUGCUUUUCGAUGAGAGAACAGGUGCGAUCAACUACAACUACAUACGUCCGUAUCUGCCCAACCAGAUGCCCAAGCCAGAUAUGUAUCCCCCAGAGGAGCUGCCCGACUCCCUGGUGAUGCGGCGACCACGUCGCACCCGCACCACCUUCACCAGCUCCCAGAUCGCCGAGCUGGAGCAGCACUUUCUGCAAGGACGCUACCUCACGGCCCCCAGAUUGGCGGAUCUUUCGGCCAAGCUAGCCCUGGGCACCGCCCAGGUGAAGAUCUGGUUCAAGAAUCGUCGGCGCCGUCACAAGAUUCAAUCGGACCAGCACAAAGACCAGUCGUACGAGGGAAUGCCCCUCUCGCCGGGUCUAAAACAGAACGAUGGCGAUCCUCCCAGCCUGCAGACCCUGAGUUUGGGCGGAGGAGCCACGCCCAAUGCCUUGACCCCAUCGCCCACGCCCUCGACGCCCACCGCGCACAUGGUGGAGCACUACGGGGAGUCGUUCAACUCCUACUACAAUUACAAUGGAGGCCACAGCCAUGCCCAUGCCCCGGCCAAUCGUCAUGUGCAUGUGCAGUACUCCGCGGGAGGAGGACCAGGAUCUGGACCUGCUGCCAAUGGCGGCCAGUUCUUCCAGCAGCAGCAGCAGCAGCAGCAGGUCCACCACCACCAACAGCAGCUGAACCACCAGACCAACCACGCGCCGCACCAGAUGCAGCAGCAGCAUCAGCAAAUGCAGGCCCAGCAGCAGCAGCAGUACCACCACUUUGACUUCCAGCAAAAGCCAGCCAACGCCUGUCGCGUCCUGGUCAAGGACGAACCGGAGGCCGACUACAACUUCAGCAGCUCCUACUACAUGCGCUCGGCGCUGUCUGGUGCCACCUCCGCCUCUGCCGUGGCCCGCGGCGCUGCCUCGCCCGGCUCCGAGGUCUACGAGCCAUUAACACCCAAGAAUGACGAGAGUCCCAGUCUGUGCGGCAACGGCAACGGCAUCGGCCUCGGCGGACCCUGCGCCACCGCCGUUGGCGAGACGGAGGCUGCCGACGACAUGGACGACGGAACGAGCAAGAAGACGACGCUUCAGAUCUUGGAGCCUUUGAAGGGUCUGGACAAGAGCUGCGACGAAGGCAGCAGCGACGACAUGAGCACCGGACUGAGGGCUCUGUCGGGAUCCGGAAUUCGGGGCGGGGCGUUUGCCAAGUUUGGCAAGCUUUCGCCCCCGCAAGGUCCACAGCCGCCCCUCGGAAUGGGAGUGGGCGUGGUCAUGGAAGCAUCGAACCAAUAUCAAUGCACGAUGGAUACGAUAAUGCAAGCGUAUAAUCCCCAUCGUAACGCCGCAGGCAACUCGCAGUUCGGCUACUGCUUCAAUUAGCCUGGACAAGCGGCGUCCCAGAGAGUUUAAAAAGCUUUAGGUUAACCACUGUUGUUCCUGAUUGUACAAAUACCAAGUGAUUGUAGAUAUCUACGCGUAGUAAGCUAGGAUUAGUCUUAAGAUGAUUGUAAAUUUGUUUUUAGAGAUGUUUAAUGUUCUAGCCUAGUCAUCGGGCGACAUUGUUUCAAUGCCUCUUUUAGUGAUACUCUAUUUAUGUCCAAAACUUUCCCCGCAAUACGCUCGUUGCCUCGACUGCUUCUGGCAGGAUGUUCCACAAAAGCCCAGGAAUGUCCAGUUGGAUCCAUUUGGGGCCUUUUGGGCUUGAACGUAUUCCGGGGAAAGUUACCCACCCGAACCCAAAUUCCGCGCCAGCAAGAAAAUCAGUUCUGAAACAAUUUGGCAUAGCUAAAAACUGUACUAAUCGAAAUGCAAAAUGUUUCUCUUGGCGGUAAUCAAAACCAACGAUUACCUCUUAAAGAUUGAACAUUUAAAAAACAAUAUUCGAUAUGAUAUUUUCAAUUUCUAUGCUAUGCCAAAGCGUCUGACAUAAUCAAACAUUUGUACAUUCUCUUUCAGAGAGAAACGUCAGCAAAUUGUCUUAUCAUCAAAUGCAGACCACUUGUUUUAGUUUCACUGAUUUAUUUGUUGCCUACGGAAUUGGUAUAAAUUUAAUAUUUUUAAAUCACUUCAAGUUACAUUGAAAUAUGUUAAGCCUUAAAUUUACGGUGCACCUUUGACGUUGUCUUUUUAAGUUUUAUGUCGAAAUAUACUAGAACUACUCUAAUCGAGUAAGCUGUGACUAACUA